Messenger RNA from Crotalus tigris (Tiger rattlesnake), 990 nucleotides. RefSeq lists its product as uncharacterized. The transcript has 4 exons. Lineage: Eukaryota; Metazoa; Chordata; Lepidosauria; Squamata; Viperidae. The record is from RefSeq and is a predicted model, not a curated record. Bases 16 to 792 code for a protein of 258 amino acids.
GAGAGGUUGGCGUGUAUGGCAGUGGAGGACUACUGCGCAUGUGUGACAGGAAGUCGGCAGGUAAAGUUUAUUUCCUUGUAUGGCUGCUACUCCUGCCUAAGGCUGCAUUCUGAGGCCUUUGCCUCUAAAAUAAGCUCCAGCAAAGCAAAAGCAAAAGAGAUCUUGCAAAACUCAGCCAAUCUGCUUCGGCCACGUGACCAGGCAUCAAAAAGCCCACUUCCGGCUUCUCUCCAAGCCACGUGGCUGCAGAGGCCCGUUUUUGGUCGCGGUUUUGCACGUCUAACAGCACCCAGUUCGCCACCUCCGCUUCAGCUACCACAGCCUCAUCAUGGCCAACAUCCCCAAUGGGGCCAGCAUCAUGGACGACAACUUGACCACUCGCCGAAGGCAAUAUCUACGCCUACGAAUUCUCCAUGGACAAGCUGGUGGCAGAGAGCGUCCUUCCUAUCUGCCGCUCCUCUUACAACAAAGUGGCCGGCUACAGCUACAACAUUGGCCCUGUGGUCCCCUAUGACAACAUCUAGGCAGGGUGGGAAGAAGAGAAGUCCAGCUGAGCUGGACCCUGGAGAAAGAGAACCCCAAGGAUGGUGUUCCUGCAGACCUCUUUGGAGGGCUCGGAAGCCACGGGUUGGCCAAGUAGGCAGCAGAAUAAGGAGGGGCACAUGGUCUCCCCAAAGCUUUAAUAACAGUGCUGUGGGAACGAAGAAGAGAUGGUGGCUAACAGGGACCAUGAUAGAUAGGCAAGAAUCAGGAGAUGAUAAUAAAGGCUUUAGCCCAAGAAUCAGGAGGUAGUAAGACAGGUAGUAAGAUAGUGUGCAGAGAUCAUUCUGGGAGAAGGGAGGGCUUCCAUUCCUUGCACCUAGCUAAAAUAGUUCAGUGCUGCCUUUCUGGAACAGGCGCCGAUGCUACCUGCAACAUCUGGAGAUCUUAAGAAGAAGAAGAGACUUUGGGAGCGUUUUUCUUGUAAAUAAAAUAUCUUUAUUAAGCGUU